AAACUGCUCUCUGUUUUCAGUCGACCGGUGGCCACGUACGGCUCCGUGCUUCAACGGUUAUCCCACGGACUGGUCGUUUACGGUAGACUACUUUUAUUCGUCGACUUUAACAACAUUUUAGCUAUUUUAACUACUUUUAAUCACUAUUCCUUGACAGAGGAGCGGAGGGUAAAGUUUUGAAUGAAGGUUCCCCGCUGGGACUGUAACGCGGGAGGAGGGGAGGGGGCAGUUCGCGGGGUCGUCCAGGCUAUCGGAUCUGGGAUCUGCUCACAUUUAAAACCAGACACACAGCGACUUGUUCGCGGCAGAGCUGAGCUGAACGGACGGGGAGGAGUACACGGAGUUUUUAACUUUUAAUUAUUUACGCCGAACGAUAAAAAGGACGGUGAAGUUUGGAAUAAGUUUCCCCCUGGGUCUGGACCCUCGUCUCCUGUCAAGCGACUGGACUGUAAGCUACUGGAAAUAUCUCUUUUUCACUUGUUAUUUCACUUAGGCUUUACGUUAGCCUUUAAAUAUAACUACGUGUUACUUUACUUCAUUGAAGCAGACACAGAAAGUUUUUUUCAAAAUGGAUAAAUACGAAGAUUUAGGACUCGAGGCGAGUAAGUUUAUCGAGGAUCUGAACAUGUAUGAAGCAUCCAGAGAUGGUUUGUUUCGAAUGAGGAGGGAUGCAGGAAACAACCCAGACUUUGAAGAGACACGAAAAGUUUUUGCCUCUAAAAUGACUAAAAUACACAUGCAGAAACAGCAAGAGGAGAUGGCAAAAAACACCCAGGCCAUUAAAAUGAAUGGGGGCCACAACAGCACAUAUUACACUAAAGACAGACCGCCCAUCAAUAGUUACAGACAGCCGUGUGAAGCGGCAGCGAAGCCCCCGAUACUCUCUGGCCCUGUGCCGGGCACCACGGCUGGGACUCAGUACGCGCAGUUUGACGUCCAGAAACACCACGCAGGCAUUCAGUCUGAACUUCCAGUCGGCAGGACAUAUGGAUACGGAAACAAUUUCGAUAAUAAGGAGCGAUCAGAGCCACAUUCAUACCAGCACAACACCCCUACUCCCCCCAGCCUAGGAAACGCGUCCUAUAGCGCGCCCACACAUGCUCGUCAACCGGUCAGCCAGCCGGCUGCCUGGGCCCCAUCCGGAGAGAGCCAGCUUUCCCUGACUGGGUCUGGGGGCAAAAGUACAUCUCAGCAGCAGCCUCAGCGCCAGGAUGCACUUCCCACCCCCAACAGUCUUCCACCCCAGCAGAAUAUGGCUGUCACACCGUCUGUAAACCUCAGUCCACCCUCAUCUGCUGGGCCAGCCAGGGGAUGUGCUGGAGAGCCCUCUGGCUCAGCCAAACCUGACCUCAUCCCUGUCCUGCCUCUGAGUGCCUUCACAGCAGGAGCUGACUUCCACAUACAGCAGCCCUCCACACAUUCUGCAGCCCAUUACACACCAUCUUCUCCAACCUCGAGACCGUCUAUCAGCCAUAAUGGUCCUGUGGAAGCUUCCUCGCUGCUACCUGCACCUUUUGAAACACCUCUACCCAAAGCCCAGGUGGCAACUGCUGCCUUGAUCCCUGGCAAUGUCUCCAAAAUCAGCAGCCAGGGUCAAGGUCAGAGUCAAAUACCUGUCUGUGGACAUGCCAUCAGUGCUGAAGUCCCAUGCUCCGCCAAGCCUGUCCAACUACCCUGCCAGGCUCUCCUCGCACAGCCCCCUGAACAGGGGCCUUCAACAGCUGAAAUAAAAUUAGAAGCCCUCACCAAUCGGCUGGAAAAAGAGAUGGAUGCCCAACCAAAGGCUGACUACUUUGGAGUCUGUGUUAAGUGCAACAAGGCAGUUUAUGGAGCCAGCCAGGCCUGCCAAGCUAUGGGUAGCCUCUACCAUGACAACUGCUUCACCUGCAGCGCCUGUAGUCGGAGGCUAAGAGGGAAGGCGUUCUACUAUGUCGGAGGGAGGGUUUUCUGUGAAGAGGACUUUCUGUACUCUGGAUUCCAGCAGUCUGCAGACAAGUGCAACGCAUGUGGACAUCUGAUCAUGGACAUGAUCCUGCAGGCCCUCGGGAAAUCGUACCACCCCGGCUGUUUCCGCUGUGUCAUCUGUAAUGAGAGCCUUGACGGAGUGCCCUUCACUGUGGACACUGAAAAUAAGAUCUACUGCCUUAAAGACUACCACAGGGUCCUGGCGCCUAAAUGUGCAGCUUGUAACCAGCCCAUCCUGCCCUCAGAGGGCUCUGAUGAAACCAUUCGAGUUGUAUCCAUGGACAAAGACUAUCAUGUGGAAUGCUACCACUGUGAGGACUGUAAGAUGGAGCUGAACGACGAGGAGGGUCACCGCUGCUACCCUCUGAACGGACACCUUCUCUGCCACUCUUGCCACCUGAAGCACAUGGAGCCCGGCUGCUCCUCUCCCAUCGCUGCUGCCGCCUCCUUCUAACACAGCAGUAGGUGGAGGGAGACACCUGGUGGAUUUGUGGAGGAACCGCCAAAGCGUGACUGACAGCAGGAGUGGAUACGUGCAAUUCUUGUUGUAGAGGAUUGAUUAAUGCAAUGCAUCAGAUCGUACUACGGUUUGAUGUGUAUUUUCACAGGAAUGUUAAUGAAGUUUACGCCUAAAGAGGUUGUCACCCAAUAAUGAAGUAUUGUAAUACACCAAAGCCCUAAUUUGAAUACAGAUAAGCAUUGUGAUAUACCCGCUGCAUAAGUACUUCGCCAUAUGAUUUUGUAAAUGUAAAUAUCUCAUAUUCAACUUCACGUUUACACUUCCAAAUCAAUCCAUACAUAAUCUGUCUAAUAGUUCUGCUGCCUCAUCAGCUAAACUAUUGGAAAAUAAUGGUUCAAUCAUAUCAUACAUAUUCUACAUGCAAUAAUAAUAGUUGAUGUGUAUUAACAUAUGAAAAAUACACAAAAAAUAACAAAUUGGGGUUGAGCAUUAUUUAAAAGAAUCAUAGCAAUCAUUCCUUCAUUUUCCAAUUUUUAACCAGUUACAGAAAAGUUUUCAUUGUGGCUCAUUUCCAUAUGCAAAUACCUGUAUGCAAUACAUGAUAUCAAAUAACUUUUAUAGAAGGACCAUUCCAUAGAAAUGUUAAACCAUGCCAUUAUCCCCCAGGAUGAUGUGCUUAGGGGCUACCAUUUCAGUCAUUUUAAUUACUUGUUUUUUGUUUAAUCUGAGCAGGAAAACUUCAGAGAGCCAGGUUAUAAUGUUCUGUAGUAAAUAAACACACUAUUUGUCAAACGCAGUCUGUUCUUAGCACUUAGAGUUGGGAGUUUUCUAUGCACCUAUGAAGAGGUUGGUAUUAGGCCUGUAGAUCUUUGUAUUUUGUUACGAUUGCAUCAUUGUAUAUUUAAUAAGAUAUAUAUUGUAGGCUUGUAUUAAUUUACUUUUGUUUCAUUUUGACUUUUGUGCAAACCUCUUAAAUACUCAUUUGAUCUGCAGUGGGAAGUAGUUUUGAUACCUACCUUUGCCAUCCAAAUGUUAUUCAUGUCUUGAGUUUACUAAUUUAAUAUGUGGUUGUCAAUUGAGGUCUUUAUUUCAUAGCCAUCUGAAGAUUAAGAUGAGCGAACAUUUACAUAUGUGCUGUGUGAGUGUUGUAAAGAAAAUAUUUAAUAAAUGCAUUGCAAUAGGC
This is a messenger RNA of Cottoperca gobio, 3608 nucleotides long. It is a transcript of the gene limd1a, whose product is annotated as LIM domains containing 1a. Gene Ontology annotation, cellular component: nucleus; transcription regulator complex; P-body. The transcript is spliced from 8 exons. The coding region runs from base 569 to 2419 and encodes 616 amino acids. The record is from RefSeq and is a predicted model, not a curated record. Gene Ontology annotation, molecular function: transcription corepressor activity. Gene Ontology annotation, biological process: regulation of DNA-templated transcription; response to hypoxia; negative regulation of hippo signaling. NCBI's taxonomy places the organism in Eukaryota, Metazoa, Chordata, Actinopteri, Perciformes, Bovichtidae.